AGUGACUUAUACCAACCUUUUUUUCCUGAUACAGGAGCGUCAAGAUGGGCGCCAAACUGGGCAACAUCCGGCACCGGCAUACUGAGGUAAGACAGAUGGAAAUAUAAAGUCUUUGUUUCAUGCCUGACGAUUAGAGUCCUUGCCACCAGAUAUAAAGGGGAACUGUCACUGCAAAAGAGAAAAUCCUCAGCUUACAAGAAAUAUUUUGCAAACCUGUUUGACAAACAUUACUGUUACAUUUUUCAGAUGUUCUUCACAAAUAUCACAUAAAAAAUGUUCAAUAUUCAUUAAAAAGUUUGGGAGGAUUUCAAUUGCUUAAUCAUUUUUUUCUUGAUUUUGUUCCCUAUUCUCUAUAGACUGUUGACAUCAAUCAGUCUUUUGAUGCUUGUGAGCCCUGGGUGAGUAUUUGCUUUUCAGGUAUGAAGCAGGAGCUGCUGAGAGACAUCCGGAAGGAGAUGAGGAUAGCAGCAGGGGCGCAAAAGCUGUACCUUGUCACCAAGGACAGACAGACCAAAGCCCAAGUGAAGGAGCUGAGGAACAUCAGUGAGAGGAAGGUGAAAGCCCUUUUCUCCUCUCUCCACAAGCUCAAUGUGCAGCUAGCUCAGAGGGAAGCAGAGAAUUCUCCAGAUGCAGUUCUGGAGACUACAAGGGACACCGAUGUCAACUUCCCUGCACCAGAGAUCACUGCGCCUGAGGUUCAGGUCAUUUCAGACCCCGCCAUCGAUUCAUCACAACAUCAACAUGAAGAAUCAUCUGAGGAACCUGUUCCAGAGAUAGAACAGCCGCCUGAAGAACCAUCUGACAGGGACUUACCUGUAGAAGAUACAAAUGAGGAGGCUGAGGAAGAGGCAGAAUCUGUUGUUGAAGAAGAUCCAGUGCAACAACAACAACAGAAUGAGGAAGAAAGGUAA
Xenopus laevis (African clawed frog) is the source of this 911-nucleotide messenger RNA. RefSeq names its product regulatory protein zeste-like. NCBI's taxonomy places the organism in Eukaryota, Metazoa, Chordata, Amphibia, Anura, Pipidae. The transcript is spliced from 4 exons. The record is from RefSeq and is a predicted model, not a curated record. The coding region runs from base 420 to 911 and encodes 163 amino acids.